AUGGGCGAAGCUCGAAGCUCCGAGGCCAAGAUGGACAAUCAAUCAUGGAGAAAAAAGCCUCGCAAAUUCGCCCCAAAGUCAAGACUAGGCUGUAAAACGUGCAAAAUACGGCGGAUCAAAUGCGAUCUGGCUCAGCCUUCAUGCUUGAAGUGCCGGUCCACAGGUCGCACCUGUGACGGUUAUGGUGAUGUCGCUGAUGUCCCCUCGACUUUCAGUGCCGAGGUUGGACACGAACGUCACGACAUCGAGCACCAGACUACCGGCCAAGAUUCCACAGCUACAAGUGUGACAGUACGAACAAGAUAUGACAUUAAACUCGAUGGAGUCCUCCUACAGACCCCUGGAGCUUUCAUGAUCUUACCAGUAACUGAACCAAAACAGGCGGAGGCUCUGGGCUUCUUUGAGAAUGUUGCGAUAAAAAAUAUCAAUGAAUAUCGGCCAUGCAGUUCAUGGCGUAAGACUCUCAUGUUCUUUUCUCAAACCGAGCCAUCAGUUCGAUGUGCCGCCAUUGCUCUGGCCCUGAUGCACCGCAAUCAGCUGGAUCGAGUUUCUGGCUACGGUUUACAACAACCACGAGUCCCGGACGACGCUCCCUUGCUUUACUACAAUCGAGCCAUUCAACUGCUUCUUAGCCAGAAGAGUAAUGAUGACACUCAGGCAGCAGCCAUCACUCUUUUGGUUUGCUAUCUAUUUACCUGUUUUGACCAUCUGGCUGGCAACUAUGUCCAAGCCAUGAAACACCUCCGCGGAGGCAUAGAGCUCUCUCGUAACAUCGAUCAAACGACGUCGAACGAACAUGGCGCCUUUUAUGAUGUAAAACCUUCGGGAGCUCAAGACCUCAUUUAUCAAGUCACAAGACAAUUCCACCGCCUGGACUUGCAGGCUGUGAUGUUUCUCAUCGACUGGACGCCUACCGAUAGUCAAGACAGCUAUUUUCCCCAGCUCUCAAUAUCAAAUACUACCUUCCAGUCCAUCGAACAAGCGGCCGAUCACCUCCAGAUCCUCGUUACUCAAGUGAUGAGACUACGUAACACGGAGCAGGAAUUAUCUCCACAGGGGGAGAUGCCCCCAUUGCCACCGCCAUUUAAGGGUAUCACCCUUGGACAGCUAGAAUCAUGGUCAGAUCUUUUCGAACACAUGUUGCAACAAGAAAACUCCCAUGAGACAGCAUCUGAGUCAAAUGCUCUGAUCUCUCUGUUGCGUCUGCAACAUACCAUAGCAUGGACUUUGCUCAAAAGUCCCGGCCCUGAAAAGGAAAUGGGCUAUGACAGCUUCCUACCCCAGUUUCGGCAAUGCGUGGCCCUGGCGCGCGACGUAGCGGCAGCCCAUGAACGGUAUUCAGGGUCACUGAAGCCUACUUUCACGCCCGAGAUUGGAAUUGUCCCCGUGCUCUACAUGAUUGGGGUCAAAUGCCGCGAUCCUACAGUACGUCGCGAGGUUUUGGAUAUUUUGCAGCGACAAACGAUACAGGAGGCGGUUUGGGACAGUAUCUCUACUGCUCGGGUAGUAGAACGGGUGAUCGAGAUUGAGGAGGACGGGUCUCGAGAAGGGGAAGCGAUACAGAGUAUGGAGCAAAUACCUGUGUGGAAAAGGGUUGAGGCGAUGUCUUGGGUACUGUCUCCUGGCCAGAUGGACAUUACGUAUACUUUCUGCGAGCGGGAGGGAAUACAUCUUGAGUCUCUCUCAAUAUAA
This is a messenger RNA of Clonostachys byssicola, 1692 nucleotides long. The record is from the annotation of a GenBank genome assembly. NCBI's taxonomy places the organism in Eukaryota, Fungi, Ascomycota, Sordariomycetes, Hypocreales, Bionectriaceae.